This is a messenger RNA of Orbicella faveolata, 1278 nucleotides long. RefSeq names its product CDGSH iron-sulfur domain-containing protein 2-like. The record is from RefSeq and is a predicted model, not a curated record. Gene Ontology annotation, biological process: regulation of autophagy. NCBI's taxonomy places the organism in Eukaryota, Metazoa, Cnidaria, Anthozoa, Scleractinia, Merulinidae. Gene Ontology annotation, cellular component: mitochondrial outer membrane; intracellular membrane-bounded organelle. Gene Ontology annotation, molecular function: 2 iron, 2 sulfur cluster binding.
UUUUUUUCGACUUUAUUUCGCGCGACGCUUCGCGCGUGUAUUCUCGCGUGUCUCCCUCUUGGUCACAUGACAAUAAAUCCAAAAUGGAAGUUAUAUCUCGUGUCAUCAAAAUUCAGCUUCCAAACUAUCUCAGAUCACUGCCAAUCCCUUCCACAUUUGGGGGAUUUCUAAAGCUCUCUGGUAGCGAGUGGGUGCAGCUUGUACCAUUUGUGGUGACGACCUCUGUCGUUGUGUACCUGGUAAUUUCAGCGCUUGUGCCCUCGAAGCCUAAGAAAGAAGAGGAGUGGGUGAACAAAACACAUCAAAAAGAAAAGGAAAAAGUAGCGGAUGCGUUUCAAAUUGAAGACCUGGGAGACAAGAGUGUUUUCUGUCGUUGCUGGAAAUCAAAAAAGUUUCCGUACUGUGAUGGCAGCCACAAUCAGCAUAACAAGGAAACUGGCGAUAAUGUGGGGCCUGUUAUUUUUAAGAGAGCAAACCCAUCUUCUUAAAUGGCAUUUUGGGCCUCUUGAUAUCAAAGUGUGAUUUGUUUGGUUAUGAACACAGUGAACAGUUUUAUCUUUUUUUGUCAACACUUGGCAUCUUGGUAUGCUCAAGGAUACCACAUGUAAUUAAUGCAGCGCAGUCCCUGUGUAAACUGCUUUUCAUGAUAAUAUUGUAAUUCAGCAAUCACUACUGGUAAUUGUAUAAUAAGCUAGGCUCAAAAUUCAUUUUGGCGCUUGUUGAGAAACAACAGCAGCAGUUACUUACCAUAAUUAUUGAAAGUACUGACUUACUGUUGAACACUAUAACCAAGAAAAACUUUGAUAAUUAGUGGGGAUGCAUUUUACUUUUCACUAUCUAGAUGUCUUUCAAAAUUAAAAUUGAUGUAUUUCAAAUCAUGAAUCAAUUAUUUUUAUUUGCACUUUAUACAUUGGAUGAUGUUGGCUGCUUUUAAAAUUAUUGUGUGUAUUUGGGUAGUCCAAAAUCUGCAAUAACAGAGGUUUAUAAAUGUGCCUGACCAAUGAAAUACUCAACAAGGCUUAUCUUUCAAGCUAACAAAGGGUCGAGGGCUGAGUGAGAGUGAAAAAGCCAAAAAUAUCCACAGCUGAUAAACAAUCUGUAGGGGAAGCAGAGGUGAAUUAAAGGUCAUAUUUUUUACUGGGGAUGAGUCAACCUCGUUUCCAGGGCUUAUCCAUCAGUCAGGUGUGAGUUAACCUGUGAUUAGGUGUUCUUUUUUAACAGCAGGAGGAAGGAGAACUUCUGCCCACAUUCGACGAAAAAUAAAAAGUAAAAAAAGAA